Messenger RNA from Erigeron canadensis, 1019 nucleotides. RefSeq lists its product as uncharacterized. Bases 106 to 807 code for a protein of 233 amino acids. The record is from RefSeq and is a predicted model, not a curated record. NCBI's taxonomy places the organism in Eukaryota, Viridiplantae, Streptophyta, Magnoliopsida, Asterales, Asteraceae. The transcript has 2 exons.
UUGUUGUGGACAUUAUUCUAGUUAGUUGUUUCAUAUUUUUGUCUUGUACGACAUAUUAGAAUCACUACUAUUCAAUUAAGGACAGAUACACAUAUAUAGAUUGAGAUGUCAUACGGCGGUAAGCAUCAACACUCAUUUAAAGCAACAUCUACCAACCAUCCCUAUUAUUGCGGGGGAUGUGAUCAGCUGGGUUUCGGAUCUAGUUACACAUGUUCCGAGAGUGACUGCAACGUAUUUCAUCACGUACAAUGCGUGGACCGUACAAAUGGGCCUGUGACAUACCCGUUCUCGAUCUCUAGCAAGUGCGCUCUGGUGUUUGUGGACCGCAUCAAUGGACCUGGGCAGAAGUCAUUAUGUGUGGCUUGUGGAAACAAAAUCAAAGGGUAUCACUACAGGUGUAAGUGUACGUUUCGGAAACAUAACAUGCACCCAUCUUGUUUAUUAAGUUACGAACCAACGUUGGUAGCCGCACACGGGCUUACGUUGCAACUGAAAAGCAGGGCGACUGCAAAGUGUUUGUGUUGCUUGAAAAAGAAAGUUUCUUCUAAGGUUGAUGGAUGGGCUUAUGUUUCUACAUGUGGGAGUUAUUGUUAUCAUGUUUCAUGUGUGAUGAACAUCAUCCAUGAAACUCGGGCACAAGGGAAUAUUACUGAAAAGUGUGAUCCUUUUCAGACUAUAAGAGAAAGGUUUCCUGCAGAUAAGAAUAGACUUGCAGCGUCGGAGCAGGCAUCACCGAGUGGGAAGAAGUCCAAGGCGGCUCUUAACUUGAUAACUAGCAUGAUCACAGGAAUCAGAUUGUGGUCGUAAUUAUUAAUCUAAGUUAGUUUUUGCUUUCACAAUUAAUAUUGUUCCAGCAUUAUUCAAUUCGCUACGUGCGCAUUUGCUUUCGCUAUUAUAUAUGUGUUUCAAGUUAUUCAUUCGCAAACACUGUAUCCAUCCAUCCAUCCAUCUUCAUUUGGUGUAAUUAAAUUUGUAUCCUUUUCUAUAUAUGAAAAAUAAGAUCAGAUUCUACCCUUUCG